Molecule: messenger RNA, 835 nt
Organism: Eupeodes corollae
Lineage: Eukaryota; Metazoa; Arthropoda; Insecta; Diptera; Syrphidae
Gene: Tsen2
Product: tRNA-splicing endonuclease subunit Sen2
Exons: 2
Coding region: 54-815 (253 amino acids)
Biological process (GO): tRNA splicing, via endonucleolytic cleavage and ligation; tRNA-type intron splice site recognition and cleavage
Cellular component (GO): tRNA-intron endonuclease complex
Molecular function (GO): nucleic acid binding; tRNA-intron lyase activity
Source: RefSeq, a predicted model, not a curated record
UACACUUCUUCUCGUGAUGUUUUUGUUUUGAUUAUAAAAGUUCACGUUUUACUAUGCAAAACCCUAAAACAAAAACCAUUUCUAAUCUAACUAAAUUCUCACCUAAUUUCAAGCGCAAGCGAAUACCACAUUCCCAGUUUAAAUUCCCAUCAGAUGUUCUUCCAACCUGUGAACCAGGAGAACAGGUUGUUGGAAUAUUCACAGGGUUUUCAGUGGAAGUAAGCCAUCCGGAACAUAUUCGUAAACUUUACGAUGCCGGUUGCUUUGGAAAGGGAUCAAAAUCCCGUAGCUGUCCAGAAUUUAUCAAACAGAAAAUAUUACCCGAUGAUGCAUUGAGUGAGAAUCUGAUAUUGGAUUUGGAAGAGUCCUUUUUUCUUGCCCACUAUCUCAAAGUACUUGAAAUAAAAGAUAUCCACGGAGUUCCAUGCAGUUCUAAGGAAAUUUUUGAGAAAUUCCUUAAAGUCAAGAGCAAUUUUGCAGAGAGCUUUGUAGCCUACAUUUAUUUGAGAGCGAAAAACUGGAUAGUAAGGAGUGGCACAAAAUUUGGAGCGAAUUUUUUGAUUUACAAGAAGGGACUGCGUUUCUUCCACGCCAGCUUUAUAGUGUUUGUUGAUUACAAAAGAGAACCACAUGAAUCGAAAGACAUAAAAGGAAUUCAACGUAUCGCUGAAACUUCUGACAAAGAUGUCCUUUUUCUGGAGGUCAUUCGACCAAAAGAAGUUGAUGCCGAUAUCUUUGAGAACUUGGACAAAUUUACUGUUUCAGAAAAUAUUAUUAAACGAUUUAAUUACAGUGCAUUUGUUCAGUCCAAAUAAAACAUAAUACAUAGGAACAA